AUGAGGUCGGUGAUGUCGAGCGGAUUCUCGCUGGUGCCCGGCGUUAUCUUCUCGCUGCGCCUUCGUGAAGACUUUUUAGACACAUUGUACAAUUUUGCAGAAGUUUCACCUCCUGCUUCGCUGUUCGCUGUGCUGUUCUUUGAAGUCUCGGAACCCGACGGCUCAUCUGAUUGCAUGGACCCCCGACUCUCACGCCCAUCUGUCUCUGGCGAUCCAGAUUGCGUCGAUUUCUCAGGACGCGGAGUGUCGGCGCGGAAAUCUUCCUCGCUGUCGCUAAUGUUAGGUGAGUAUCGGGAAUCAUCAGAAUCCCCUUUAUCCGCCUCGAAUUUGUGA
Molecule: messenger RNA, 333 nt
Organism: Babesia ovata
Lineage: Eukaryota; Apicomplexa; Aconoidasida; Piroplasmida; Babesiidae
Exons: 1
Coding region: 1-333 (110 amino acids)
Source: RefSeq, a predicted model, not a curated record